AUGGCGACUCCAGAAGAGGCAGAGAGAAUUGUCAAGGAGGUGACGGAAUAUUAUGGAUAUCUGGACCAUGACAUGAUGAACGAUAUCGGUCGUUUCAACGCCGACUAUCGUCGAAGGAUUGAUGAAAACUGGCUCAAGAUGGAGAACGCCGCAUCGCAUUCCAUCAAAGUUUUAGCAAGAAACAUCUACGGUAGCGGUGCCAGAUUCGUGUUCGAGCUUCUCCAAAAUGCCGAAGACAACAGCUUUAGAAAAGCUGAUAAGAAGAAUGAUCCCCCGUUUAUCUCCUUUCUGGUUCACCCGAAACGUAUUGUUGUCGAAUGCAACGAGGACGGGUUCACUAGUUUGGAUCUCAAGGCGAUAUGCUCCGUCGGAGAAAGCACCAAGACUGCGAAACAUGGAUACGUAGGUGCCAAAGGCAUUGGUUUCAAAUCUGUCUUUAUCGCUGCAUCCCGCGUGCACAUCCAGUCCGGAAACUACUCGUUUGAGUUCCGACAUAACAGGAACGACCCGGGCCUCGGCAUGGUGAGACCCAUCUGGGUGACGCCGACGGACACAAUUCCUAGUCCCCUUACUCGCACGACACUUUAUUUGCAUGAUCAAGGUAACGAGGAUGAGAUAAAGCAUCUUAAAAUGGUCAUUUCCAUGCAGUUUGACGACCUCCAAGAGACUUGUCUCCUUUUCCUACGAAAAACUGGCAGGAUUAGUGUCGCCUUUUAUGAUGGACAAGGAAAUCUUCGGCGUUCGAAGCAGUUUACGAAGAAGAGGAUCGACGACUAUCGUGUCUCUUUAGAGACAACAGUAUUUUCAGGGGACAAAGCAACUACAACAAGCCAGAUAUACCACAUUACGAAGCAGUUAGCUAAGGAUCUAACGCAGAGUGAGAGUCGCGAUGCUGCUACUACUGAAGAGGCACGGAGAAGUCUCACCUCCGCGGAAGUUGUCUUGGCCUUUCCACUGAAAAGUGAUUACCAGCCUUGCAUUUCUACAAGAAGACAAGAACUCUUUGCCUUUCUGCCUCUCAGGACUUCAGACUACAAGUUUCACAUCCAGUCGGACUUUGAUACGAAUGCCAACCGGCAGGAUAUUGUGACUACGACAAGGAGAAACUUGAAUAUUCGUGAUUGGAUUGCCAAGACAUUUCUGAAGGCAGUGCUGGAAUUUAACCGACAUCCUAUACUUUGCUAUAGAUGGCCACUAUUUCUCCCGGUGCAGGAUAGUGGGCAUGACUCGUUCUGGUCCGGACUAGAUGCCAAGAUUCUAUCUCUAGUUCAGGAUACUCCUAUUCUAAGAUCGAGGAACAGGAGUGACUUUCGUCUGAUUAGCGAAGUCGUGAUAGCCUCGAAUGGCAUGACCGACAAUGGAGGCACACUCUUACUCGAUGACCCCAUCAAGGACCCCUUCAUCUCGGCCAAGUACCCGCCUAAGGUGACUAAGCAUUUGAAGCCCUACGGACUACGGGUAGCAUCCGCGCCUCUAUUUGUUAGUCUACUGAAAAGAGAUCUAAGCCAGCAUAACUCCAAAAUGCGCGCCAACAAAACUGCUGAUGGCUGGCAUUCCUCAGUAGCUCGGAUGUGUUCCAAGAUAUUUGACAACGGCUGGAAUGUAACCGCAUUGCUUGAGUCACUUGAGGUUCUACCGCUGAGGAACGGUCACUGGGAAGCUUCUACGUCAGGCCCGUUCUAUUUUCCAAUGACGGGGGAUACGGAAAUCCCUAAGGGCUUAGGCCUCAAAGUGCUCACCAAGUUCCUCGGCCUCUUCGAACAUCUUUGGCUGCUAGAAGGAGAAGAAGUAUUAAAACGCCAAACGGUUGUGUCUCAAAUAAGAAAGGUCCCUGCAAAGGAGCUUUGCAAAGUUAAAUUCUCCCCUAAGCUCGAAAACACUUGGCUUCCUCUACCGGAGCUUGAGGAUUGUGCUCGCCGGUAUAUGGAGAAACCAGAGCAGUUUCAUUUCCUCAGUAUUGAAGAUGAUCGCAACGAUGAACAAAUUAGCACCAAGUGGAAUUUCUUGACCAAAUACUUUGGUGUUGGAAAGUCUAACGACUUGGAAUUCCUUCUCGAUAUACUCCACUGCAUCCGGAGGUCUUGCACAAUCCCGUUGUCUACUCGUCAAUCACAAAAGGUUUUGGAGCUAUACAUAGCCAUCUACGCCAAGCUUUGUGUCUCUUCGGUACUGAGCAUAACUCGCACAAGAAUUAAAGAGGCCUUUGAAUGCUUUGGUGGCGACUCCAUCCUCGUAUCAUACGAUGAUGAUGAUCAGUCAAUGUGGUCAGAGCCUGAAUUAUGUGUCUGGGAUGUGCCAUCUGAUCUGGACUCUGUGUAUUCCCUGAAGUCGGAAUACGAGAGAAGAGGUUUGAGUAACGAAGACCUCGGCAACAUUGGAAAGCUAUUUGUUGGGACAUUGGGCGUACGUAACAUAUCGGCUCAGCUUAUUGUGUCGGAGCUCAAGUGCCGUUGGGGCACUUGUGCAGAUGAGGAGGAUGAGGGCCACAUUUUGAGCCUCUACGAAUAUUUGCACAAAAGGCUCACAGUCACACCAGGAGUAAGAGCUUCAUUUGAAGAAUCCCCACUCAUCCUUUUGAAGCAGCAAGAUGGGCCAGACUGGCACAAGACCUCUGACUGCUUGUGGUCUAGCACAACGCCAAUUCGCGGUAAGGUGACGCUUGAAGCGACUUACGAAGACCUCAAAGCACUUUUCGUCGGAAAGCUUGGAGUCAAAUCGCUUACAAUGCAGAUGGUCUAUGAUGAGCUGCGACAGUCUCCUGAGAGCAGUAUAGAAGACAUCAAGGUUGCUCUAUUCUCUUUCAAUGACUUCCUCCAAAUCGAAGAUGGCAACUGGGAUCCAGAACCUAUCAAAAAAGCGAAGAUAUUUCCUAUCGUCUAUCCUGAUGGUUCUACCGCCAUGCGGUCCAUGGAUGUGGACUUCGUAAUAGCAGAUCGGGAUAUCCUGCGAUCUAGGUUCUCUGACAAGAUUGCUCUCCUAGACUUUGACUUGGAGGAUGUCCAUCGACUAAGACCAUUAUUUACCUGGUUGAAGAUUCAACAGCGAUACCUCUCUAGGUGUGUCACUGAAAGAACAGGAAUUUCGGGGGAUUCAAGGCUGCCGAUAUCAUCGCCUAAAAGAGACUUGUCUCUCAAAGCCUAUCAAAUAUGCCGAGUCGCAGCUACAUUCAGGAGUCCGCGCUCUCAACAUAGUGAACCAAACCUUUACAACCAACUGCGUGCUAUGAAAGUCUUGGAGGUUGAAGGGAUCUCUUCUGUUCUGAAACUGAGUCAGAAUGGCAGACAAUAUGAAGCAACACUUUCGACAGCCAGCGAGCAUAUCGACGAGCCAGCUGGAAAUCUUAUUAUAUACGUCCCGCGAGACCGGAGAGCGCAAGAACUAUGUUUUGGCUCAGUCCUUCCCAGGAGGUUUGCAACGUGGCUCAUGCGUAACCCCCAUACUAAUAUUGAUGGCAAUGUGGAGGUCGAUAUCAUCAAUGCCCUCACUUCGAUUUUUGCCAGCGACCGUGCCGUUCUUGGCGAGAUCCUGGACGAUCAGGGCAUGAUAGAGUUGCAGUUCAAGGACCCAGACGAAGAUUUGAAUGAAGACAUGAUGGGUGGUGAACAGACCGAAGAUAAUGAUGCAUCUGAUUCGACCCCAGAGCCUGGCCAUGGGGCUUCUGACCUUGCUCUCACUCCGACUCAUUCAUCUGUGACAGAUGCCUCAAUUGUACCAUCAGCGGUGCGAGAUUCCGAGAUCGAAGAUGGGGCUUCGGAGACCGACGGAGAAAUAUUUGAGAUUCAAAGCAGGACAUCCCAUCAAGUUCGACGAGGUGAUGGAAGUCUUCCGCGGCCCCUACGACAUCACUCACCAGCUGGCAGACCUUCCAGCCCAGAGCAGUUGAAUAGCCAACGUCUAGUUCCUUCCAAUCCAAUUUCGCGAGCGACUGAGGACCAGCGAUAUCAAACGAUUCUCGGAAGAGUCAUCGCGGCAGCUCGAUUUGCGAAUUUUCCAUCUGGUGGGGCAUUUGACUUGAGUGGCCUUCGAGAUGCCUUACCUGACUCGGGGGAGCCGAACUCGUACCUGAGCUAUGAUGGGUUGGAUAUGUUGAGUAGGUUUCGAUCGGCAAACCAACUAGAACGCGAUAAGAAGAUCGGAGCCGCUGGGGAACUCUUCGUAUUUGAGCUGUUAUCGAAGCUUGACCUACCGGGCUGGGGCCGCGGGAACUGGCAAAGUACUAUAAGAACAUAUGCAAACAUUCAUCCGGAGUACACCGAUCUGACUCACUGGUCUAAUCGCGAGACAGCAGACCUUGUGUACCCGGAUACCCAAGGAGACCUGACACGUAUUUUGGCAGACGCCGAGAUUCUUACUGGCGAUUGGUCUACAAGACGUCCCAGAUACUACAUCGAGGUGAAGACAACUACUGGACCGUGCGGAACACCAUUCUAUAUGAGUGGAAACCAAUACCGACUGAUGGAACAUAUUCACUACAGUUCGGACUUUUCAGAAAUCUACAUCAUAUUCCGUGUUUAUUUCUUGCUUGAUAGGUCGCAGAUUAGUUACUGUGUGUACUCUGAUCCAAAGCGACUUCAAGAUGAUGGGCGACUCAUUUUCAAGGGAACUACAUGGUCAGUGACUCCUGGGCUACAAGCAUAG
Molecule: messenger RNA, 4638 nt
Organism: Fusarium proliferatum ET1
Lineage: Eukaryota; Fungi; Ascomycota; Sordariomycetes; Hypocreales; Nectriaceae
Exons: 9
Coding region: 1-4638 (1545 amino acids)
Source: RefSeq, a predicted model, not a curated record